This is a messenger RNA of Echinostoma caproni, 654 nucleotides long. The record is from the annotation of a GenBank genome assembly. NCBI's taxonomy places the organism in Eukaryota, Metazoa, Platyhelminthes, Trematoda, Plagiorchiida, Echinostomatidae.
UUGACCGGAAUCCUGAAGCAACCACGCACCGGUUUUCUAACACUCUUCGAAGCUUUGCAUUAUUGCGAAUCAGGGUGGUACUUAAAAAACCCAUCAUUCCCUAUUUGGAUUCUUGGUUCGGAGACUCAUUUCACUGUACUGGCUUCCCCAGAUCCCUUUCUCGUCUGCGAAGAGACCGAUACUGAAUCAAAAGGUGCUACUCUGCAUCAGGCUGAGAUUGAAUUCACCCGACUCAGCACAGAUCAGGAUGCAGAAACCGGGUUUAUUCGAGAAUCACAAUUGGAGGAAUUGCUCAAACGUCUACAUAUCUCAUUCACCACGCACUCCCUUGGGGAUUUAAAGAAAACUCUCGAUCCGGAAGAUCUUGGUGUGAUUCUAGAAUCCUCGUUUCUGCAGCACUUUUUCCCUCAUGAAAUGGCCAAGCGUCGCACAACCGUCCGCGAUUUUCGUGUCAUUCACUAUAACGGCUUGGAAAAAUCCAAUUCCGACGGCCAGGUUCGCUAUCAGACCGGUGAAGCUCAUAUACUAGAUCCUACAGAGGACUCAGUCGCUUUGGAGGAAAUUGAACGUAGCCCCAUUCAACGAUGUCUGCAGACCAAAUGGCCUACGAUUCGUCUCAAGUGGGAUGAAGGACGGAGUCCUUCGCUCAAUUGA